Molecule: messenger RNA, 1185 nt
Organism: Diaporthe citri
Lineage: Eukaryota; Fungi; Ascomycota; Sordariomycetes; Diaporthales; Diaporthaceae
Exons: 2
Coding region: 1-1185 (394 amino acids)
Biological process (GO): N-acylethanolamine metabolic process; N-acylphosphatidylethanolamine metabolic process
Cellular component (GO): membrane-bounded organelle; cytoplasm
Molecular function (GO): N-acylphosphatidylethanolamine-specific phospholipase D activity
Source: RefSeq, a predicted model, not a curated record
AUGCCCUACUCAAUAUCCGUCAACCAGCCCGCCCUGGGCCCUGUCCCUGAGGGUGCAAAGUCCAAGCCUCACCAUGUGAAAAACAAUGAUGGCACCAUUAACCGGUUCCAAAAUCCCCACCCCUCUUACAAAGCCGCGUUCCAGCCUUGGCAGUAUCCUCUCAAGGCCAUCAUGGGCCAACUGGACGGCAGCAUGAGGAUGCCAGCCCCAAAGGGCGAGACGGUCCCCAUCCGGACGCCCACCUUCCUGACCUCGCGCCUGGGCUCCCAGGACCUGAGGACCACCUGGCUGGGCCACGCGUGCCACUACGUCGAGUACCCGUCCGGGCUGCGCGUGCUCUUCGACCCGGUCAUGGAGGACCGCUGCUCGCCCUUCACCUUCGCGGGCCCCAAGCGGUACACGCGCAGCGCCUGCGGCGUCGCCGACCUGCCCUUCCUGGACGCCGUGGUCAUCUCGCACAACCACUACGACCAUCUCUCGCUGCCGACCGUCCAGGAGGUCAAGGCGCGCUUCCCCCAGGCGCACUUCUUCGUUGGCCUGGGGCUGGGCCGGUGGUUCCGCGAGUCCGGGGUCGACAACGUCACGGAGAUGGACUGGUGGGAGGACGCCGAGGUGACGGUCAAGCCGGACAGUGACGGCAACGGCGGCGGCGGCGAGGAGAUCACAGCGGCGGUGUCCUGCCUCCCCGCGCAGCACGGCUCGGCCCGCAGCCCCUUCGACCACGAGAAGACGCUGUGGUGCUCGUGGGCGGUGAAAUCAGCCGCCAAGUCGGCCUACUUCGCGGGCGACACGGGCUACCGCUCGGUGCCGGCGGUGGCGGGCGGCGAGGAGGCCACGCACGGCUACGGCGAGGACCAGCAGCACCUCGCGGGCCUGCCGACGAACCCGGACUUUGCGGAGAUCGGCGCCCUGCGCGGGCCCUUCGACGUGGGCCUCAUCCCCAUCGGGGCGUACGCGCCGCGCCUGCUCAUGUCGCCGCUGCACGCGGGCCCCGCCGACGCCGUCGAGAUCUUCCGCGACACGCGGUGCCGCGCCGCGCUGGCCAUCCACUGGGGCACGUGGGCGCUGACCUCGGAGCCCGUCAUGGAGCCGCCCCAGAGGCUGAGGGAGGCGUUGAAGCGGAGGGGCAUCCCCGAGGAGGGGGUCUUUGAUAUCUGUGAUAUUGGCGAGACGCGCGUGUUUUGA